AGGAGGCUUGAACAGAGAGGUCUGGCCUGCUUGGUGCGGGAGACUUGAGGCGUGACCCUUCUUAGACUUCCACGACCCCCUCUCUGGGUCCCCGAGGCCAUGGGUCGGAUCUCCGGGCUCGUGCCCUCGCGGUUCCUGACGCUCUUGGCUCAUCUGGUGGUUGUCAUCACUUUAUUCUGGUCCCGGGAAAGCAACAUCCAGGCUUGCCUGCCUCUCAAGUUCACCCCGGAGGAAUAUGAGAAGCAGGACGUCCAAUUGGUGGUAGCUCUCUGUCUCACCUUGGGCUUCUUUGCGGUGGAGCUGGCCGGCUUCCUCUCAGGAGUUUCCAUGUUCAAUAGCACCCAGAGCCUCCUCUCCAUUGCAGCCCACUGUAGCGCAUCUGUGGCCCUAUCUUUCUUCAUAUUCGAGCGAUGGGAAUGUACCACAUACUGGUACAUUUUUGCCUUCUGCAGUGCCAUCCCAGCUCUCACGGAAACGGCUUUAUUCAUUGCUGUCUUUGGGCUGAAAAAGAAACCUUUCUGAUCACGACCUGGACGUAGGAACCAAGGCUGGAAAAGUGAUGAGCUUUCUCUCGGUGGAGGAAGAAGAAAGACAGGCUUCAGUUUUUUCUCUCCCUACUCUUAUGCCCUGCUCACUACUUCUACGCAGAGGAUGGCAGUGUUGGGAUAAGAUCUCUCAAAUCGUGGCUUAUAAUUUUAUUAGAGCCUUGUAAUAAAAUACAUUUUUUUAAAUUUAUUUAUUAUGUAUACAAUAGUCUGUCUGUAUGUAUGUCUGCAGGCCAGAAGAGGGCACCAGACCUCAUUACAGAUGGUUGUGAGCCAUCAUGUGGUUGCUGGGAAUUGAACUCAUUACCUUUGGUAGAGCAGGCAAUGCUCUUAACCACUGAGCCAUCUCUCCAGCCCCUAAAAUACAUUUUUUAGUAAGAGCUAGUCUGAUACUAUUUUUCAGAAGACAAGUGGGUGGGCCACGGAGCUGGUGUAAAAACUUUUUUCCUAGCCUUCCUGUACGUAAGCUAGUAGGCGAUCCUUCUAUUUGGAUUUUUACGGUACAAGAUAGACGGAAGUAAGUGGGCGGAGAUAUGUAAAUAAGCACCACACACAGAGCUUCUAGUUUGCCGUGUGUGAGCGGAGCAUUCUGGGAGGAUUUUAUAUCUCCCUUUUGGGCGCCGAAUGGAAAAUAAUUUAUAUAUAGCGACUUGCAAAUAGGUAUUAUUCUACGGUUGCAAGAACCCUGAAUUACUGGGUUUGUGCUAAAACUGUCACAUUUUCACCCUUGCUUUAACCGGGAAUAUCUUUGCCCAAUGAACAAUGGGACCCCGCGCACCAUAUCGUCAGGAGGUUAAUCCUUACCUGUUCCUCCUUUUGGAGGGCAGAUAGAAAAUGAUGAGUGGAGCUUGCAUGACUUGCUGAUUAGCAUUUCCAUGUAGCCAGGACCUGACAACAUCCUGGUUGCUCCUGUCUGAUUCUCUGACGAUCACACUUAUUUUCUGUGUACAAAUUGAUAGAACGUUGUCGCUGUUUAUGAGCUUGGCUAGGUUUCUUUUUGAUAGUUGUUUUAUAUCUUAAUUGUCUGAUUGCUCAGACUUUUUAUCUGUUGCAAGAAGUGCCGUUCUCUCCAAGGUAAAGUCCUGCCUGGAGGCUCUUUGGACCCCUACCCAGAGUCCUGGAAUAGCCCUUAGUCUCGUGCCUAGAUCUCAGGACUAUUUAAGAGACCCUCGUCGUAACUGGAGGAAUGAAGUUUGUAGCCUGAGUACUCAUGGUUCUGAGGCUUGAGUCCUGAAGGUUCUCUCUCGCGCCACUUCAUCCUAGAUCUGUAGUUACCUGACACCUUCUGUGAGCAUGCUAAGUUUGUUAUGGGGUGUGCUUCCUGUUUAGUUUGUUAUGGGGUGUGCUUCCUGGUUUAGUUUG
Chionomys nivalis (European snow vole) is the source of this 1907-nucleotide messenger RNA. RefSeq names its product transmembrane protein 107 (gene Tmem107). Lineage: Eukaryota; Metazoa; Chordata; Mammalia; Rodentia; Cricetidae. Gene Ontology annotation, biological process: protein localization to ciliary transition zone; non-motile cilium assembly. Gene Ontology annotation, cellular component: MKS complex. The record is from RefSeq and is a predicted model, not a curated record. The coding region runs from base 100 to 522 and encodes 140 amino acids. The transcript is spliced from 5 exons.